This is a messenger RNA of Orycteropus afer afer, 5711 nucleotides long. The record is from RefSeq and is a predicted model, not a curated record. NCBI's taxonomy places the organism in Eukaryota, Metazoa, Chordata, Mammalia, Tubulidentata, Orycteropodidae.
UACUGUGGAGGUACACUUUCCUGGCUAACAUUUCCACCCCUUUUCUUUUGUUGGGAUUAGUGCCAGAACAGAUAAAGCCCAGUGUAAGCCAGCCUCAGCCUGCCACCUCUAAUAACGGCACUUCCACAACUACCAGCACUAACAAUAAUGCCAAGCGAGCCACAGCCAGCAGCCAGCAGCAGCAGCAGCAGCAGCAGCAGCAGCCGGCGGCGGCCUUGCCUCGAUAUCCUCGUGAAGUACCACCACGAUUUCGCCACCAGGAACAUAAACAGCUUCUAAAGAGGGGUCAGCAUUUUCCUGUCAUAGCAGCAAACCUGGGAUCUACUGUUAAAGUGCUAAACAGCCAGUCAGAGAGCAGUGCAUUAAACCAACAGCCACACAGUGACGGAGAGGCACAGAGCAGCACAAGCCAGUCAGAUACAAACCACAGUACUUCUGGAUCCCAUUAUGAAAGUUCCCAGCGUGGACCUGUGUCUUCUGCAAGUGACUCUAGCACAAGUUGUAAGGAUGCUCUUGUGAACGACUCUGACCAAGAAGCAUGGCCUGUAAUCCCUGGCAGUGAUCCAGAGCUGGCUUCAGAAUGUAUGGAUGCUGAUUCUGCCUCCAGUGCUGAGUCAGAGAGAAACAUCACUAUCAUGGCUUCAGGGAGCACAGGUGGCGAAAAAGACGGGCUUCGGAAUAGUACUGGACUCAGUUCCCAAAACAAGUUCGUGGUUGGUAGCAACAGCAAUAAUGUGGGCCAUGGAAGUAGUACUGGGCCUUGGGGUUUCUCCCACGGAGCCAUAAUAAGCACAUGUCAGGUCUCUGUGGAUGCUCCUGAAAGCCAAUCAGAAAGCAGCAACAAUAGAGUGAGUGCUUGGGGCACUGUAAGUUCUUCAUCCAAUGGAGGGUUAAAUCCAAGCACUUUGAAUUCAGCUAGCAACCAUGGUGCCUGGCCGGUAUUAGAGAAUAGUGGGCUUGCCCUCAAAGGGCCGGUAGGGAGUGGCAGUUCUGGCAUCACUAUUCACUGCAGUACCGUGGGCCAGAUGCCUAACAAUCAGAGUAUUAACUCUAACGUGGGCGGUUCUUCUACCCAAGGUACCUGGGGAAGCCUUCAGGAAACCUGUGAAUCUGAAGUAAGUGGUACACCGAAGGUUUCAUUCAGUGGUCAACCUCAGAAUAUUACCACUGAAAUGACUGGACCAAAUAACACUACUAACUUUAUGACCUCUAGUUUACCAAACUCCGGUUCAGUACAGAAUAAUGAACUGCCUAGUAAUCCAGGGGCCUGGCGUGUGAGCACAAUGAAUCAUCCUCAGAUACAGGCUCCAUCAGUUAUGAACGGCACUUCCAUUUCUCACCUUAGCAAUGGAGAGUCAAAAAACGGAGGCUCUUACGGUACUACAUGGAGUGCCUAUGGUUCUAAUUACUCUGGAGACAAAUGUUCAGGCUCUAAUGGCCAAGCUAAUGGUGACACUGUGAAUGCAACUCUAAUGCAGCCUGGCAUAAAUGGGCCUAUGGGCACUAACUUUCAAGUUAACACAAACAAAGGAGGAGGUGUGUGGGAGUCUGGGGCAGCGAGUUCCCAGAGUGCAGCAUGGGGAAGUGGAAAUGGUGCAAAUUCUGGAGGAAGUCGAAGAGGAUGGGGAGCCCCUGCACAAAACACUGGCACUAAUGUACCCAGCGUGGAGUGGAACAAACUGCCUAGCAAUCAGCAUUCCAAUGAUAGUGCAAACAGCAAUGGUAAGAAGUUUACAAAUGGAUGGAAAUCUACUGAGGACGAGGAUCAGGGUUCUGCCACAUCUCAGACAAAUGAGCAAAGCAGUGUGUGGGCCAAAACAGGAGGGACAGCAGAGAGUGAGGGGAGUACAGAAAGCACUGGACGCCUCGAGGAAAAGGUAACAGGGGAGAGUCAGAGCAGAGACAGAAGGAAAAUGGAUCAGCACACGUUACUCCAAAGCAUUGUGAACAGAACUGACUUAGAUCCACGUGUCCUGUCCAACUCUGGUUGGGGACAGACUCCUAUUAAGCAGAAUACUGCCUGGGAUACUGAGACAUCACCUAGGGGGGAAAGAAAGACUGACAAUGGGACAGAGGCCUGGGGAAGCUCUGCAACACAGACUUUUAACUCAGGGGCAUGUGUAGAUAAGACUAGCCCUAAUAGUAACGAUACCUCAUCUGUAUCGGGGUGGGGAGAUCCCAAACCUGCUCUAAGGUGGGGAGAUUCCAAAGGCUCAAACUGCCAGGGGGGAUGGGAAGAUGACUCUGCUGCUACAGGAAUAGUCAAGAGCAAUCAGUGGGGUAACUGCAAAGAAGAGAGGUCUGCGUGGAGUGAUUCGCAAAAGAACAAACAGGGAUGGGGUGAUGGGCAAAAAUCAAACCAAGCGUGGUCCACUUCUGCCAGCGAUAGCUGGGGAGAAACUUCUAGGAACAACCAUUGGGGUGAAGCCAAUAAGAAAUCCAGCUCAGGAGGUAGUGACAGUGACAGGUCCGUGUCUGGUUGGAAUGAACUUGGUAAAACUAGCUCUUUUACUUGGGGAAAUAACAUAAAUCCAAAUAAUUCAUCAGGAUGGGAUGAGUCUUGUAAAGCUAAUCCUGCCCAGGGAUGGGGAGAGCCUCCAAAGCCUAAUCAGUCUCUGGGCUGGGGAGAUUCGUCCAAGCCAGUCAGUUCCCCGGACUGGAACAAGCAACAAGACAUUGUUGGAUCUUGGGGAAUCCCACCAGCUACAGGCAAACCUCCUGGCACGGGCUGGCUGGGGGGGCCUAUACCAGCUCCCGCAAAAGAGGAAGAGCCAACAGGCUGGGAGGAGCCGUCCCCGGAAUCCAUACGUCGCAAAAUGGAGAUCGACGAUGGAACUUCAGCUUGGGGAGACCCAAGCAAAUACAACUACAAAAAUGUGAACAUGUGGAACAAAAACAUCCCGAACGGCAGCAACCGUUCUGACCAGCAAGCGCAGGUCCAUCAGCUGCUGCCGCCGGCAAGUGCCGUCGCAAACAAAGAGGCAGGCGGUGGCUCCGGCUGGGGUGAGCCCUGGGGGGAGCCAUCUACUCCAGCCACAACUGUGGAUAAUGGUACUUCAGCAUGGGGUAAACCCAUAGACAGUGGUCCCAGCUGGGGGGAACCCAUUACUGCGGCAUCCAACACAUCCACAUGGGGCUCCAGCUCUGUUGGCCCACAAGCAUUAAGCAAGUCUGGGCCAAAAUCUAUGCAAGAUGGCUGGUGUGGUGAUGAUGCGCCAUUGCCUGGAAAUCGCCCCACUGGCUGGGAAGAGGAAGAGGAUGUAGAGAUUGGAAUGUGGAAUAGUAAUUCAUCUCAAGAGCUAAACUCAUCUUUAAAUUGGCCGCCAUAUACAAAGAAAAUGUCAUCGAAGGGUCUGAGUGGCAAAAAAAGGAGAAGGGAAAGGGGAAUGAUGAAAGGUGGAAACAAACAAGAAGAAACGUGGAUCAAUCCGUUUGUUAAACAGUUUUCAAAUAUCAAUUUUUCGAGAGACUCACCAGAAGAAAAUGUACAGAGCAAUAAGAUGGACCUUUCUGGAGGAAUGUUACAAGACAAACGAAUGGAGAUAGAUAAACAUAGCCUAAAUAUUGGUGAUUACAAUCGAGCGGUCGGGAAAGGCCCUGGUUCUCGGCCUCAGAUUUCCAAAGAGUCUUCCAUGGAGCGCAGUCCUUACUUUGAUAAGGAUGGCAUUGUAGCAGAUGAAUCCCAAAACAUGCAGUUUAUGUCCAGUCAAAGCAUGAAGCUUCCCCCUUCAAAUAGUGCACUACCUAACCAGGCCCUUGGCUCCAUAGCAGGGCUGGGUAUGCAAAACUUGAAUUCUGUUAGACAGAAUGGCAAUCCCAGUAUGUUUGGUGUUGGAAACACAGCAGCACAACCCCGGGGCAUGCAGCAGCCUCCAGCACAACCUCUUAGUUCAUCUCAGCCUACUCUCCGUGCUCAAGUGCCUCCUCCAUUACUCUCCCCUCAGGUUCCAGUUUCAUUGCUGAAGUAUGCACCGAGCAAUGGUGGCCUGAACCCGCUCUUUGGCCCUCAACAGGUAGCCGUGCUGAACCAGCUAUCCCAACUAAACCAGCUUUCUCAGAUCUCCCAGCUACAGCGAUUGUUAGCGCAGCAGCAGAGAGUGCAGAGUCAGAGAAGCGUGCCUUCUGGUAACCGGCAGCAGCAAGACCAGCAGGGUCGACCUCUUAGUAUGCAGCAGCAAAUGAUGCAGCAGUCCCGUCAACUUGAUCCAAACCUGCUGGUGAAGCAGCCAACUCCGCCAUCUCAGCAGCAGUCGCUCCAUCAGCCAGCCAUGAAGUCGUUCCUUGAAAACGUCAUGCCCCACACUACACCUGAGUUGCACAAAGGGCCAUCACCGAUAAAUGCUUUCAGCAACUUCCCUAUAGGCUUGAACUCAAACUUGAAUGUAAAUAUGGACAUGAACAGUAUUAAAGAGCCCCAGUCAAGACUAAGGAAGUGGACCACAGUGGACAGCAUUCCCGUGAACACAGCUGUGGAGCAGAACUCCAGCAAACAUGGUGCUAUUUCAGGUGGUUUCAGGCUGGAAGAAUCUCCAUUUGUUCCCUAUGACUUUGUGAACAGCAGUACUUCACCAGCCAGUCCUCCAGGUUCAAUAGGAGAUGGCUGGCCACGUGCCAAAUCGCCUAAUGGCUCUAGCAGUGUUAAUUGGCCACCAGAAUUUCGCCCUGGUGAACCAUGGAAAGGUUAUCCAAACAUUGACCCCGAAACUGACCCUUACGUCACUCCUGGCAGUGUCAUAAACAAUCUCUCAAUUAAUACUGUGCGGGAAGUUGACCACCUCAGGGACAGGAACAGUGGGUCAUCCUCAUCCUUGAACACCACGCUGCCUUCAACUAGUGCCUGGUCAUCCAUUCGUGCCUCCAACUACAACGUUCCCCUCAGCAGUACAGCACAAAGCACUUCAGCCAGAAAUAGUGAUUCCAAAUUGACAUGGUCUCCUGGUUCAGUUGCAAACACCUCUCUGGCUCAUGAGCUGUGGAAGGUCCCUUUGCCACCUAAAAACAUCACUGCUCCGUCCCGCCCACCUCCGGGACUGACUGGUCAGAAGCCACCCUUGUCUACAUGGGAUAAUUCUCCCGUUCGUGUAGGUGGAGGAUGGGGAAAUUCUGAUGCCAGAUAUACCCCAGGUCCUGGCUGGGGUGAGAGCAGCUCAGGGAGAAUAACUAAUUGGCUUGUCCUGAAAAACCUCACUCCUCAGAUCGAUGGCUCGACUCUGCGUACUCUGUGCAUGCAGCAUGGCCCACUGAUAACAUUCCACCUGAACCUCCCGCACGGCAAUGCCCUGGUCCGUUACAGCUCAAAGGAAGAGGUCGUGAAGGCACAGAAAUCUCUGCAUAUGUGUGUUUUGGGGAACACUACUAUUCUUGCUGAGUUUGCCAGUGAAGAGGAGAUCAGUCGUUUCUUUGCACAAAGCCAGUCUCUGACCCCUUCUCCCGGCUGGCAGUCUCUCGGGUCCAGCCAGGGCCGGCUGGGCUCCCUCGACUGUUCCCACUCGUUCUCCAGCCGGACCGAUCUCAAUCACUGGAAUGGUGCUGGGCUGUCGGGAACUAACUGUGGAGACCUUCAUGGCACUUCACUCUGGGGGACCCCACAUUAUUCCACAAGCCUGUGGGGUCCUCCGAGCAGCAGCGACCCCCGGGGAAUUAGCAGCCCAUCCCCCAUUAAUGCUUUUCUUUCUGUUGACCACCUGGGUGGGGGCGGAGAGUCCAUGUAA